Siniperca chuatsi (mandarin fish) is the source of this 5317-nucleotide messenger RNA. RefSeq names its product long-chain-fatty-acid--CoA ligase 3-like. Gene Ontology annotation, biological process: long-chain fatty-acyl-CoA metabolic process; long-chain fatty acid metabolic process; neuron differentiation. The record is from RefSeq and is a predicted model, not a curated record. Gene Ontology annotation, cellular component: plasma membrane; lipid droplet; endoplasmic reticulum. Lineage: Eukaryota; Metazoa; Chordata; Actinopteri; Centrarchiformes; Sinipercidae. The coding region runs from base 385 to 2520 and encodes 711 amino acids. Gene Ontology annotation, molecular function: long-chain fatty acid-CoA ligase activity. The transcript has 15 exons.
UCCUGACGUCAUUCAACAGCUUCCGGGCUGCUAGCGCUGUCCCGGUUACACUCAGAAUUACAAUUUUACUUAAUGUUCUAUUCGUUUUAUAACACACUUGCAGUCGUGAUUUGUGACCAAAUACACCGUGUUAAUAGAUUAUAUCAAUAUAAUGUCAGCUCUUUGGUUACAAGGAUAAAUAGAUUCGAUCCAAUCCCACAGCGACUCGACGUAGCGGUCGAGAAAAGGAGAAAAGGGGGUGAGAAGGUCUGGUGGACUUACUGCACAAAAGAAUACCACCUGCAACCUUCAGCCUCAGUAAGUCAAAAUACUUAAAGGGCAGUGACGAGUGCAGUAUCAUUGCUCUUCUGGUCUGAUUCAUCGCCAGCACUGACUUCAUCAAAGAUGAAGUUGAAGGAGGAUAUAAACCCCCUGCUGCUGCAGGUCUUCCGCUCUGCAGUCUGGGUCUACUCUGUCAUCACCUUCAUACCCUGGUACUUCUUUUCCGGAGCUGGCAGCAACUUGGAACGGGCUCGCCGGAUUAAGGCGCGCUCAGUUAGUGGACACCCAGCAGGGCCUUACAGGGCCAUCAACAGCCAAGAAAAGCUGGUGGCAUGGCUGCACCCCAGGGUGGACACCCUGGACAAAAUGUUUGAAUAUGCUGCGGUGAGUUUUCCACAGAGAGACUGUCUCGGCACCAGGGAGGUGCUCAGUGAGGAGGAUGAGCUCCAGCCUAACGGCAAGGUCUUCAAGAAGGUAAUUCUAGGAAACUAUAACUGGCUGUCGUAUGAGGACGCGUACCAGGCAGCAAAGUGUUUCGGCAGUGGUCUGGCAGCUCUCGGCCAGAAGCCUCUGUGUAACAUUGCCAUCUUCUGCGAGACCAGAGCAGAGUGGAUCGUGGCAGCACAAGCCUGCUUCAUGUACAAUUUCCCACUUGUGACCCUGUAUGCCACUCUUGGACCCACGGCCAUCGCCCACGGCCUGAACGAGACCGAGGUCACACACAUCAUCACAAGCAAAGACCUGCUUCAGAGCCGUCUCAAGGCCAUACUGUGUGAUGUGCCGAGGCUGCGGUAUGUCAUUGUUGUUGACAGUAAACCCACGAGCUGGCCAAACAUCCCCAGAGGCAUCAUGGUCUACAACAUGGACACUGUGAAGGAGAUGGGAGCCAAGCCUGACAAUAUAGCAGUAGACCGCAGACAGCCAGAGUCUUCGGACAUCGCCGUCAUUAUGUACACCAGCGGCUCCACGGGCAUCCCCAAGGGUGUCAUGAUCUCCCAUGGCAACAUCAUUGCUGGAAUUGCUGGCAUGGCUGAGCGAAUUCCUAACCUCAAUGAAGCAGACACCUACAUUGGCUACCUGCCGUUGGCGCACGUUUUAGAGCUCAGUGCUGAACUGGUAUGCAUCUCUCAUGGCUGUCGCAUUGGCUACUCCUCCCCUCAGACUCUAGCCGACCAGUCCACCAAGAUAAAGAAGGGCAGUAAAGGGGAUACCAGCGUGCUGAAACCUACUCUCAUGGCUGCAGUACCAGAGAUCAUGGAUCGAAUCUACAAGAAUGUGAUGACCAAAGUGGAGGAGAUGAGCAAAUUCCAGAAGACGCUCUUUGUGCUGGCUUACAACUACAAGAUGGAGCAGAUCUCCAAGGGCUACAGCACGCCUCUCUGUGACAGUCUGGUGUUCAAACGGGUGCGUGCGCUCUUGGGAGGGAACACGCGGGUGCUGCUUUCUGGCGGAGCUCCACUCUCAGCUGCCACACAGCACUUCAUGAACAUCUGCCUGUGCUGCCCUGUGGGGCAGGGCUACGGCCUGACGGAGACCUGUGGAGCUGGCACCAUCAGUGAGAUUUGGGACUACAGCACGGGACGGGUUGGUGCUCCAUUGGUUUGUUCUGAGAUCACACUGAAGGACUGGGAGGAGGGUGGUUACUACAGCACAGACAAGCCCAACCCACGAGGGGAAAUUUUGAUUGGCGGUCCCAAUGUAACAAUGGGUUACUACAAAAAUGAAACCAAGAACCGUGACGACUUUUUCGUGGAUGAGAACGGUCAGCGAUGGUUCUGUACCGGAGACAUUGGAGAGUUGCACCCUGACGGAUGCCUCAAGAUCAUUGACCGUAAGAAGGACCUGGUGAAGCUGCAGGCAGGCGAGUACGUCUCUCUAGGAAAAGUGGAGGCUGUUCUGAAGAACUGCUCCCUCAUAGACAACAUCUGUGCCUAUGCCAACAGUGACCAGUCGUAUGUGAUCAGCUUUGUGGUGCCUAACCACAAGCAGCUAAUGGCGGUGGCGGAGCAGAUGCAGGUGAGGGGCACAUGGGAGGAGAUCUGCAACAACUCACAGAUGGAGAAAGAGGUCCUCCGCAUCAUUACUGAGGCUGCUAUCUCAGCAAAACUGGAGCGAUUUGAGAUCCCCAAGAAGAUCCGCCUGAGUGCUGAGCCGUGGACACCAGAGACUGGCCUGGUCACUGACGCAUUCAAACUGAAGCGCAAGGAGCUCAAAACACACUACCAGGAAGACAUUGAGAGGAUGUACGGUGGAAAAUAAACACACACACACUCCAAACAACACAGUAACACAUACACAUAUAUACUUGCACACAUACACAAGGAGCUCAGAAGCCACUACGAGGACUACUUGGAGAGAAGUUAUACUGUAGAUACAGGUAACACACACACAUUAAUACUGACACAUAAAGCAUCUCAUGCACCUCCUCCUCGGCUUCCCUGCAACCAGCUUCGAUCAAAGGAGGGGGAAAACUCUUGAAUCCAGCGUAAUGCUCUCUGUCAAGACCAAAAGGCAGAACGUCCCUCACAGACAGCUGAACCAGCCAGAUGUGCACGGUGCGAUGCACUCUCUAUUCCUCUUUGAUGGAUCUAGCCCUUUGAGUUGCUAUGACAACCGAGGCGGCACAUGAAGUCGGACGUUUGCGUGACUUGAAGUGAAACAAAUGCCAUGCUAGAAGUAUCUGGAUCAAUGUCAGCGCGCCAUCUCUUUUGCUUCUCUUCCUCCUCCCCUGCUCUCUGGAGCCUUCCACCAGUUUAGCAUAGUCAUGGACUGGUAGUGCAGAUACCUGGCAGGGAAAUGGAGUAGCAUGAGCCUGAUAGAGGGAUCCCUCCUGGGCUUUAAGUAACAUUCAGGUUGGAAUCUAUGCAGGGAUCUCUAUUAUCUUUUUAAUGAUUUUUUUAAUGUGUCACUAUGUUUCCUUUGUGUUUUGGUUCGUCAGCUUUGAAACCCAUUUGAUGAGUAUUUUUGUGUGUAGAAUCGGUGUUGCAAAGCCAUGAGAGAUUGAGCGUUGAGAUGUUUUAAAAUACCUUUUUCUUACUGUUAUUUUAUGGUUGCAUUAUUCUGAGUGUUUUUAUUUCUUUACCCUCCUAUUUUUUUAUUGACAAUUUGUUUACAAGCUUUUUUUUUUUUUUUUUGUCUUUUUCUCCCCUUAUUUGACUGUGUCCCAAAGUUUGUACCUUAAGUGUGUGUUUACUGACUUGACUAGUAGAAGCGAUCCAGUCUUUCAGUCCCUUCUGCUCUUGGCCUUUACAGCAGGGUCAAACGUCAAUUGUAAGAGGCAUCCAUUGGAAUUUUUUCCAUUCCUGCUCUUUGCCCCCAGCUUAAUUUUUCCAUAUCUUAGCAGCCCCUGGAUGCCUCCCAACCUGUGUCUUAUUGGUUAUUUUGUUGGUUCAUUGGCAUACCGUAGCCCUGCCACAUCUACUACAUAUUCCUCCAGUCAUGACCAAUGCACCGUAUGGAUGUCUCCAAGGGAACUUAGCCUACCGUAGAAAAAUAGUUACAUUAGUUAGCCUUUCAUUGGUUGCUCUUCCAGUUACUUUUUGGUGCAACUGUACAUGUUAUCCUUUUUGCCAUAGGUCUAGUUACUGUUACUUUGAUCUUUUUUACUUAUGAAUAUGAAAUACAAAAUGAAUGUGCAAUAUUUAUACACAAAUUUUAAACUAAAGUAUGUAGGAAGGAAAAAACGCACAGAUAGCAGCCCCUCCAUAGUGUAUUAAUGUGUAGGCCUAUUGCUUUCCACUUCAGUGCAUAUUGGAAGACCUAUAGGAACAUAAGCAUAGGAAUAAAGAAGAGUAUGGUAGAGAGACACUGAUAGGUAAGUCUAGAUGUAGCCCAUUUGUACUGUGCUAAACAAUGUAAUGCUCUUUAAUAAGACUGUAAAGUGAAAACUUUAUAUUUGGCAUUGUAGAAAUUGCAUGUUGGAAAGCGUGCAACUGAAGCACUUGAAUAUAUAUCUGAGAGAGAGAGAGAAUCGGACUCAGUUGAUCAUUGAAACAAAGAAAUUCCUUAUAAAUACCCUCCCUAUUUAAUAGUGAGUAAAUAGCGUACGCUCACAACCUCAGAGUUCAAAUAACAUUUCUGUUUCUUCAAACUGGUUUAUGUGUAUGAUGCCGUAUGUAUAAUGUAUAUAAAAAAAGGGUCUACAGUUCUGUCAACUGCCAUUUAUUUGAACUCGUGUAACAUACAUUAAUUACUGUAGGUUUUCAGAUUGGUGGUGAUGUUGUCUGAAUGGCAUCAGUACGAGGGACACCCUUGCUUCAGUCUUUCUUCUCUUUAUGGGGAGAAGAUUAAAUAGUGUUUGGUCAGUGGUCCUUUGUAAGGGCGACAUCUGUCCUGCAGCCGCCCUCUUGGAAUGCAAAUCCUGCUUUGCAUUCACUGAAGACAUUUAGCAUUAAUAAAGGUACAGUCAACUACUCUAACUACUUCUCUUAUCAUACGUCUACUAGCUCAACGCAGAAGGGUUAUUUUAGCAUGUAAAAAUUUGACAAUACUAUCAUGACGAGGUGGAAACCCACUCCUCCCUUCCUAUUUUUUAAUAACACGUCUCUCUCCAGACAUUUCAGUGGGAAGUCCGUAGCUUACUGUGCUGUUUGCUGCGUCUCCUCUGCCUGGUUAGAGGUGGCUAGUUGCCUUCUGACACACAUGAGCUGUCUUCAGGGGUCUUAAGAAUGUGAAGCACUCCGCGCGUUUUGUUGGUAGCACACAGGCUGUGUCCUACUACAUCCAUUUGUACAUCCCAAUGGCAAGGCAAAGACAGUGGGUGGCGCAAAGAUGAAUUUCACCACUCCUGUUGUUUUCACUUGCAUUGUAAAUAGGUUGAGAGGGGAGUGGAUCUAUGAUCAAAGUUCAUUCAAACUACCAAUAGAUGUACAGGUGUAAAGUCUCCUGUUAACCUAUUUAAUAAUCUUUGUUGCUGACCAGUUUUUGGGGUCUCCUCCUUGUUUUGUGUGGUUAAGUGGCCCUGCAAGCCGGGCUAUUGCAAGUGUCUCCUUCCUUAUUUAUUUGUGAUUUGGCCUUGAAAAUUAUGUAAUGAAAUAAAAAAAAGUUUGUGUUGUAA